Messenger RNA from Staurois parvus, 496 nucleotides. Lineage: Eukaryota; Metazoa; Chordata; Amphibia; Anura; Ranidae. The record is from the annotation of a GenBank genome assembly.
GACUGCGGACACAGUACAGGGGAUGACCAAGAGACUGCGGACACAGUACAGGGGAUGACCAGAGACUGCGGACACAGUACAGGGGAUGACCAGAGACUGCGGACACAGUACAGGGGAUGACCAGAGACUGCGGACACAGUACAGGGGAUGACCAGAGACUGCGGACACAGUACAGGAGAUGACCAGAGACUGCGGACACACUACAUCAGAAGGCAGGGGGCGCACUGAGCUCCGAGGACAGGCCACACCAGCAGAUAGGACCGGACUGUAGAGCAGGGAGCACACUAUGGACACAUGCCAGGAAAGGGGAGGCGCUGUAAGGACAGGCCACACCCGCAGACCGGACUGCAGAGCUGGGAGCUCAGUACAUAGACAUGCCAGGAGCGGGGACGAGCUCCGAGGACAGGCCACGCCUGCAGGGCGGACCGGACUGCAGAGCAAGCUGGCUGGGUUCGGCGAGGGGACUGCCUGCUAUGAAGAGCUGCGAGGACAGCCC